Messenger RNA from Maniola jurtina (meadow brown), 1506 nucleotides. Its product is annotated as neural/ectodermal development factor IMP-L2-like. Gene Ontology annotation, biological process: axon guidance; dendrite self-avoidance; homophilic cell-cell adhesion. Gene Ontology annotation, molecular function: cell-cell adhesion mediator activity. The transcript has 7 exons. Lineage: Eukaryota; Metazoa; Arthropoda; Insecta; Lepidoptera; Nymphalidae. The coding region runs from base 410 to 1192 and encodes 260 amino acids. The record is from RefSeq and is a predicted model, not a curated record. Gene Ontology annotation, cellular component: axon; plasma membrane.
GUCAGGCCAUGACGACGCAUUCGUUUUUGCGCGCCCGCGAAUUAUAGACGUCUAUUUUUUAUUCAUCGAAAUUUAAAUAAAUAAUUUUAUCGAUAUCCUUAGUUUUUGGAGUGUACGCGUCACUAUUUUCUUUACCGGCACACCCCGCGUUCGAUUUUCAAACUUACCGCCAUCUUGUUUUUUUUUUUUUUAAGUAACUUUCGCGCGUUCUGUGUUGAUAUACUCUGUGACCACGUGGUGCGUUUUAGGACAAACUUCUCUCUAAAAGAAAAAUAUGUUAAAUGUGUCCAAAAUAGAAUAUUAUUUGUUUUUUGCUAUAAAGUAAACUUUGUAAAGAACCUAACUGGGUGCAUCGAGUUUGAAGGAGUUUUAUUAAUAGGAUAACCAAGAAUCUCAUCACGUACAAAGCAUGUAUUAUUUAGUUCUCAUCCUCGCCACGGCGGCGCUGGCGGGCGGCGCCAACGUCAACAGACAUCUGAAGCUUCUCGCAGAAAUUGACAACCACAUAGAAUCUAAUGGUGAGAUACAAGCAGUGCCAGCCCCAUCAUCAAAGCGGUUCAUAACGCUAACACGGCGGCCCGCAGCGCGCAACGCACACCGACCUGGCACGACGCUGGAGCUGACUUGCGAAGCGAUAGCAGCACCCGCGCCCUCCGUGCAUUGGUUCAAGAACGACGCGCCUGUGUAUGAGUACGACAAAGACUCGAAUGAGAUCAUAGACUCUAAUCCAUCCUCCCUGGCGCGAGUGUCAUCGACUCUACUUAUAUCGAGAACAGAUGGGCCCGCGCAGUAUACGUGCCUAGUGGUGGCCGGUCAGGGCACGGUCAGGGCUAACACCAUCGUCUACAGCACGGAUAGCAGCACGGACACCUCAGAGCGCUCCAAGCUGGUCCCCCUCUCGCCUCGCAUCCUGGUCUCCUAUAAGGUGUUCGUGGACACCAUCGGCAACAACGUGGUGUUGCCCUGCCGCGUCCGUGGACACCCGCGACCCAACGUCACGUGGCGGACCAACGAUGGCCUGGACGUGACCAACGAACCCAGGAUGAAGGUGCUUCGUUCAGGCGAGCUAGUGAUCUCGCCGCUGCUGUGGAGCGACAUGGGCGAGUUCACUUGCCGCGCCACCAACUUGUUCGGCAGCACGGAGGUCAAAACCUUCGUCUAUCCGGCUCGACAGAGCGAUACAGACGGAUAGACAAGUAAAAAGCAUCGAGUAAACCAAGUUCCUGUUGCUAGUUUAACUAAGUUUGUAAGAGCACUUCACACGCGACAAGAAACGCCGCGGUUAAAAGUUAACUACAUAAAAUUUUACUACUUAAUAUAAUAUGUAUUUUCAAACAUCGGCUGGUCCGAAUAAAAUGUAUCAAAUGUAUGUAUAACUUUUUUAGUAAUAUUACUUUGUAUUAUAUUGUUAUUAACAAUAAGUAUUAUUGUUUUGAAAAGUGACAACUACUUAUUUAAGUGAUUUUUAAAAUCUUAAACAAUAGAAAAUAAAAAUGUCUACUACAG